AGUGCACUGUUAUCUGCAGCUGACGAGCCCGUGCCGUCUGUGCCCACCCUCGCUGAGCACGAUGCCGUCGCGGCCGCAGGAUCGGGGCUGUCGCUCAGCGCCCAUCGCCUCAGGAAGCGCCUCCGGAGGGGCACGGUGCCCAAGAAGCCUCGCAGUGGGAGCAUCCAUCAGCUGAGAAAACCGAGCUGGUUGUGAAGCCUGGUCAGAUGGAGACUGCCACAGAACCGUGGCAAAUGGAAAGCUCUGAAGCAUCCCUUCCUCCCCCCUUAAUUGUGCUUGAAAACGUACGGGAAACCAUAAGCAGUUUCAUGUUAACCAUGCUGGUGGAGAACAUCAGUGACUUGUCGGAGGAAGAUGGUGACUUCACUGUGGAAAUGAUACCUGAACUGCGGGCUGCUGUUGUUGCUUUUACUGGAAAUGCUGCUACAGCAGACAUUGUUAAGAAGCUAAAUCAAAGCGAAAGAGCAAAGAAGCAAAACUUAAGUGCACAUCUCCUCGAGUUAACAAACUGUAUUAGAGCUGAAAAUAUACCACCUAACACACCCAGUGACUAUAUAUCCAUCUACUUUGAGAACAAGAAGAAUGGAGGUGCACAAGUGGUGGACAUUCUUCAACUGUGUGAUGAAGGUGCAGCUAUCAUUACGUUCAAGAACCAUCAAGAUGUAAACAAUGUCUUGUCAAAGCAGCACUCGCUCAGCAAAAGACCGAUAUCUGUCUAUUCUUCUAAGGGCCUCUGUCUUGGAUGACUUGAAGAAUAAAGGUGUGAAAAUUGACUUCAGUAAAGUUAUAUCCUUGAGCGGACCGAGAAGAGAGGUGCUGAAAGGAACUACCCUGAUUGAGCAAAUGCUGUCCGGGCUGCAUUACAAGCGUGUGUUAAUUAAUGAGCCAGGAGCCAGGUCGUAUUUCAAAGAAAGAGAAUGCUUUUUUGCUGCCAGUGUGAAACAUGAGUGUAACUGUCUAAUCAGACUGGAAGAGCAGCCAGAAGAGUAUCUGGAAGAACAACAAGCACACACUAACGUAGGCAAGCGCUAUACACAGAUGACAGUGCAGGGAGUUCUAAUAGAGGUUUAUAAAGCCAACUUGUGCACUCAUCACGUUGAUGUUGUGGUGAACGCAUCAAAUGAAGACCUAAAACACAUUGGUGGCCUCGCUUGGGCACUGCUCCAAGCAGCUGGUCCAGAGCUGCAGGCUGAGUGCGAUGAGGUGGUGAGGAAGAACGGGCGUCUGCAGGCCGGGUGUGCAGUGAUCACAGGAGCGGGGAAGCUCCCCUGCAAACAGGUCAUCCAUGCUGUUGGGCCCCGGUGGAAGGAGCAGGAUGCAGGAAAGUGUAUGCACUUGUUAAAAAAGACCAUCAAAAUGAGCCUGCAGCUGGCUGAAACGUAUAAUCAUCGCUCCAUAGCUUUCCCUUCUGUAAGCGGAGGGAUUUUUGGCUUCCCGCUGCACAAGUGUGUAAAUGCAAUUGUGUCAGCCAUCAAGAAAACCCUGGAAGAAUUCAACGGGAAAAGCAACUUGAAGGAGAUUCAUCUUGUGGAUAUCAUAGAGGAUAACGUUCAGGCUUUCAUCAAGGCACUGAAAGAAGUGUUUUCAGAUGAUGUACCUCUUAACGACCCCGUGCAAUCUCUUAACACUCAGACCAACAUUGUUCGUCAGCCUAGCAAAAGGACAGCUUCUCAAAGUGGCAUGAACUUUGCAUUGGUAACAACUGAGGAAGGCCUUGACAUCAUGCUGAAAAAAGGAAGCAUUGAAGAUGUCACAACAGAUGGUGUUGUCAUCAGUGUUGGUGGAGAUCUACAGCUUGACAAAGGACAACUUGCCAAAGCCUUGCUAAGCAAGGCAGGACCAAGGCUUCAGGCAGACCUACAUGACGAAGGCCUGGGAAAAUCACAUGGUGAAGGAUCUGUGUUCAUAACAAAAGGUUACAGUCUGAGUUGCAGUUAUGUGUUUCAUGCUGUUACACCUAGUUGGUCACAGGGAAGUGAAUCUGCAGUGAAGAUCUUGGGCCGGAUUGUCACAAAAUGCCUGCAAUCUGCCGAGGAACUAUCUUUGAAGUCCGUUACUUUCCCAGCGAUUGGAACAGGGAUCUUAGGUUUCCCAGGUUCUGUUGUUGCUAAAUUGCUGUUUGACACGGCGUAUGAGUUCAGUAAUAAAAAGAAAACCAAUUCUCUUCGGGAAGUUCACUUUCUGUUGCAUCCAAAAGAUGUAAACAAUCUUCAGGCAUUUUCAAAUGAAUUUGAGAGACGGUGUGGCAAUGAUGUAGAUGAGGCUAGCGAAGGCACAGGUGGCGAUGUAUAUGAAAUGACAAUUGGCUACAUCACGUUCCAGGUGGCCGCUGGUGAUACUACCAAGGAAACUGGAGAUGUCAUUGUAAACAUAUCAAACAAAUCUUUCAACCUCAAGACAGGUGUCUCUAAAGCAAUUUUGGAAGGUGCUGGGAAAGAGGUUGAAAAUGAAUGUGCUGAACUAGCCUUGAAGCCUAAUGAUGGCUAUAUAACCACCAAAGCAGGAAGCUUGCUGUGCAAAAAAAUAAUCCAUUUUGUUGCUCAAGAUGAUGUUAAAGUGCCAGUCUCCAAAGUGCUUCGGGAAUGCGAAUUACAGCAGUGCACCUCUGUUACCUUCCCAGCGACUGGAACAGGUCAGGCAGGCUGUUUUCCAGAUACAGUAGCUGAUGAGAUGAUGGAUGCAAUAACUGAGUUUGCAAGGAGCAACUCUACUCCAUCUGUGAAAACUAUUAAAAUUGUCAUUUUUCAGUCAUAUCUGCUGAACGUGUUCCAUACAAGCAUGAAAAAAAGAGAAAAUCCUGGUAAAACAAAAUCAAAAUCAUUUCUUUCCAGGAUGGCAUCAUUCCUGAUCCCUGAGAAGCAUCCUCCAAAGGAAAAACGCAAAGCAGUUUUGGAAAAUAAAGUUGAUCGGGCUGUUGUUCAGAUUUGCGGUGAAAACGAGAAACAAGUGGAAGAAGCAGAAACCUUGCUGAAAAGUACAUUUCUGAAGGAACAGUUUCAAAGAGAAAUCAAGGAUGACUCCAUCUUGGAUUCUGAUGAGGCAUAGAAUGAGGAACUGUGUGACCUACAGAAGAGAUUAAAUAUUGCUCUGUUCUUGGGAGACAACUUUAUUCGAAUUACAGGAUUUAGCAAAGAUGUCUGGUUUGCUUACUCAAGUAUCCAAGAUAUGAUCCACAGGGUUAAAACUGCUAAAUAUGAAGCGAUCAAGGCAGAACUUUAUCAAAACCUAAUUGAGUGGAAAUAUUUGGAAAAAGAUUCCUAUGUGUUCUUUGACAGUAUGACAAAUAUGUGCUUGGAAAGUGCUUUUAUAAGAAAGCAGAAAGAUGUUUCAGUCGUCAUUAACAAGAAAAAGUACAUGGUGAAUAUAGAAAGUAGAUAUGCUACAGAUGAGGAAGGAAAACGUAUAACACUCACACGUACUGAUAAAUCUGCAGAUCAGGAAUCAACAGCACUCCCCGAAAAAUGGGACGAUAUGCAAAAUCAGCAGCUCAAAAUAGUGAAAUUGAAACCAGAUACAAAAGACUACAACGAAGUGAAGGAAAGGUUUCUGAAGACCACUCCGUCACUAAAUCUAAAAAUUGAAAAGAUCGAAAGAGUACAGAACCCAUCUUUGUGGAAAGUCUACCAAAUAAAAAAGUGUCAAAUGGAUGCCAAAAAUGGCAACAACAAUAAUGAGAAGUUUCUGUUCCAUGGGACAAGUGCAGAAUCAUUAACUUUCAUUAGCAACUAUGGAUGUAACCGCAGCUAUGCUGGAACGCACGCUGCGCAGUAUGGAAAUGGAACUUACUUUGCUGUUAAUGCCAGCUAUUCUGCUAAUGACACCUACUCAAAACCAGAUGCCAAUGGGAAGAAGCACAUGUACCUGGCUCGAGUCCUUGUUGGACAGUAUUCCCAGGAGACACAAGGAGCAAUUACUCCAGCAGUAAAGAGUGUUGGCAACAGUGUGGAUCUGUUUGACAGUUCAACUGAUAAUGUGAACAAUCCAUCCAUGUUUAUUGUAUUUAAUGAUAUUCAAGCUUACCCGGAGUACCUUAUCACUUUCACUAGAUGAGCAUUUUGAUUGCAGCCAUGAUUGCAUGUCUCUUAGCUUUUAUGUUAUAAAUCAGUCCUACAGAUCAACCAAAUAUGCAGUGAGAACUAUUUAUAGUUUUUUCAAAUUAAUUUCUAAAGGCCUGUUUAUGUUCAAGCAGCCUCUGGUUCUUUUUGAUGUCCUGAGCAUAGACUAAUGUUUUUCCUCUCAGAGUAAUAGCUGAAUGCAUUUAAGACAAGUUUAAUCUGGCAUGUAGUCUAACAGCAGUUUCCAGUAGACGUCCCACGCCUCUCCUAUCGUGAUCCUCCAUGCUGUGUUCUGGCCAUCCUAGCUGCAGCAGUGCUGGUGGGGGAGAGUGAGAGACAGAGUGCUUGGUCUCACGUUUCUGAAAGAGUGAGGAGCUGUCAUCAAUUAUGAUGCAGACUGUCAUUCACAGUUCUCAAUAAAUGAACUAUCUGUACUUAAUGG
Molecule: messenger RNA, 4497 nt
Organism: Lagopus muta (rock ptarmigan)
Lineage: Eukaryota; Metazoa; Chordata; Aves; Galliformes; Phasianidae
Product: protein mono-ADP-ribosyltransferase PARP14-like
Exons: 16
Biological process (GO): negative regulation of gene expression
Cellular component (GO): cytoplasm; nucleus
Molecular function (GO): NAD+ poly-ADP-ribosyltransferase activity; transcription corepressor activity
Source: RefSeq, a predicted model, not a curated record